This is a messenger RNA of Rhagoletis zephyria (snowberry fruit fly), 852 nucleotides long. RefSeq lists its product as uncharacterized. NCBI's taxonomy places the organism in Eukaryota, Metazoa, Arthropoda, Insecta, Diptera, Tephritidae. The record is from RefSeq and is a predicted model, not a curated record.
CAAGAUGAACGUGAUGAGUCGCCCGAGCAUAUUCCUUGCAAGCAGCAAAAGAUUGUAAACUUUUUUCCAAGUAAAGCUCAAAAUACUCUUGAGGCUAUGUUAGCGCGAAUGACUGCAGUCGACGGAUUUACCUUUUCAGCAUUUGUUAAGUCGGCUGACUUGCGACAAUUGAUCGCAAUUAUCGAUGUUCUGUAUAAAAUUGAAUCAAGACCUACAACACUCAACGAAGCUGAUUGCAAUUAUAGUGACGACGAUUUCGAAGAUUUAGACGAAGAUGAUGUUCUUAUUAUUUAUAAUGGUAGUGAGCCUGUUAAAUACGCUGAAAAGUUUGAUUUAAAUUUAAUUAUUACAAAAGUUCGUAAAAUUGUGCGUACAUAUAGAAAAUCACCCACGAAAAACGACGCGUUGCAGAAAUAUGUUAAAACUGAGCAUAACAAAGAGCUGAAGCUUAUUUUAGAUUGUAAAACAAGAUGGAGUAGUCUUUUAGAAAUGUUGCAGCGUUUUGUUUUACUUGAAACAAAUAUUACGAAAGCAACAAUUGAUCUCAAAAUUACUUAUUUACAAAGUUCUGAAAUGAAAAUUAUUAAGGAAGUUGUCAGCAUACUUCAGCCCAUAAAAAUAACUAUUGAAGCUUUAUGCUCGAGAGAGAUGAAUUUACAUAAAUGCGACGUAGCGUUACACUUAAUGCUAGAAGAAAUAAAACAAAAUAAAUUUUCUUUAAGUAAGAUUUUACUUUCGAAAAUUAUUGAAAGAAUUAAGCAGCGUCGAACGAUUAUGUCAGACNUUUUAAAAUUACAGCCUGAGCCUAUUUUUAAAGAAGAUUUAAAUGAAUGUACUCAUAGCAUCACUAAU